Molecule: messenger RNA, 2913 nt
Organism: Erinaceus europaeus (western European hedgehog)
Lineage: Eukaryota; Metazoa; Chordata; Mammalia; Eulipotyphla; Erinaceidae
Gene: ALOX5
Product: arachidonate 5-lipoxygenase
Exons: 14
Coding region: 76-2100 (674 amino acids)
Biological process (GO): lipid oxidation; linoleic acid metabolic process
Cellular component (GO): nuclear envelope
Molecular function (GO): protein binding; arachidonate 5-lipoxygenase activity; iron ion binding
Source: RefSeq, a predicted model, not a curated record
CAGUAACUGCAGAAGCUCUUUGGACCUGCUGCUGGCUAAGGCUCCCAGCAUUAGUACCUCUAGUUGCUAGUCACUAUGCCUUCCUACACCGUCACUGUGGCCACUGGCAGUCAGUGGUUCGCAGGCACCGAUGACUACAUCUACCUUAGCCUCAUGGGCUCUGCGGGCUGCAGCGAAAAGCAUCUCCUGGAUAAGCCCUUCUACAAUGACUUUGAGCGAGGAGCGGUUGAUUCCUAUGAUGUGACAGUGGAUGAAGAACUGGGUGACAUCCAACUGGUUAAAAUUGAGAAACGCAAGUACUGGCUUCAUGAUGACUGGUACCUGAAAUACAUCACCCUGAAGACUCCCUGUGGUGAUUACAUUGAAUUUCCCUGCUACCGCUGGAUCACAGGCGAGGGAGAGAUCAUCCUGAGAGAUGGACGAGCAAAGUUGGCCCGUGAUGAUCAGAUUCACAUCUUGAAGCAGCACAGACGUAAAGAACUGGAAACACGGCAAAAGCAGUAUCGGUGGGUGGAGUGGAACCCUGGAUUCCCUUUGAGUAUUGAUGCCAAAUGCCACAAGGAUUUGCCCCGUGACAUCCAGUUUGAUAGUGAAAAAGGAGUGGACUUUGUUCUGAACUACUCUAAAGCGAUGGAGAAUCUCUUCAUCAACCGUUUCAUGCACAUGUUCCAGUCAUCCUGGAGUGACUUCCAUGACUUUGAGAAAAUCUUCGUCAAGAUCAGCAACACUAUAUCUGAGCGGGUCAUGAGUCACUGGCAAGAAGACCUCAUGUUUGGCUACCAGUUCCUAAAUGGCUGCAACCCUGUAUUGAUCCAGCGCUGCACCAAGUUGCCCAAGAAGCUCCCAGUGACCACAGAGAUGGUGGAGUGCAGCCUGGAGAGGCAACUCACUUUAGAAGAGGAGGUUGAGCAAGGAAACAUUUUCAUCGUGGACUUUCAGCUGCUAGAUGGCAUUGAUGCCAACAAAACAGAUCCUUGCACAUUGCAGUUCCUGGCUGCACCCAUCUGCUUGCUGUACAAGAAUCUGGCCAACAAGAUUGUGCCCAUUGCCAUUCAGCUCAACCAAGUCCCAGGAGAAAAGAACCCCAUUUUCCUUCCAUCUGAUGCGAAAUACGACUGGCUUCUAGCCAAAAUCUGGGUGCGUUCCAGUGACUUCCACAUCCACCAAACCAUCACCCAUCUUCUGCGCACACAUCUGAUGUCUGAAGUUUUUGGCAUUGCCAUGUACCGCCAGCUGCCUGCUGUGCACCCUGUUUUCAAGCUCCUGGUGGCCCAUGUGCGCUUCACCAUCGCCAUCAACACCAAGGCGCGUGAGCAGCUCAUCUGUGAGUACGGCCUCUUUGACAAGGCCAAUGCUACAGGGGGCGGUGGACACGUGCAGAUGGUGCAGAGGGCCAUGCAGGACCUGACCUACAGAUCCCUGUGCUUCCCUGAGGCCAUCAAGGCCAGGGGCAUGGAGAGCACAGAAGACAUUCCCUACUAUUUCUACCGGGAUGAUGGGCUCCUAGUGUGGGAAGCCAUUAAGACGUUCACAUCUGAGGUGGUAGACAUUUAUUACAAGAGUGACCAAGUGGUGGAAGAGGACCAGGAACUGCAGGACUUCGUGAAUGACGUGUAUGUGUACGGCAUGCGGGGAAAGAAGACCUCAGGUUUCCCCAAGUCCAUCAAGACGAGAGAGAAAUUGUCAGAGUACUUGACUGUGAUCAUCUUCACAGCAUCAGCCCAGCAUGCUGCGGUGAACUUCGGUCAGUAUGACUGGUGCUCCUGGAUCCCCAAUGCUCCCCCAACCAUGAGGGCUCCACCACCAACAGCCAAGGGUGUGGUCACCAUUGAGAAAAUCGUGGAAACGCUGCCAGACCGCGGCCGCUCCUGCUGGCACUUGGGUGCAGUGUGGGCGUUGAGCCAAUUCCAGGAGAAUGAGCUGUUCCUGGGCAUGUACCCAGAGGAGCAUUUCAUCGAGAAGCCUGUGAAGGAAGUCAUGACCCGAUUCCGCAAGAACCUCGAUUCCAUUGUCAGUAAGAUCGCUGAGCGCAACAAGAACAAGAAGUUGCCGUAUUACUACUUGUCCCCAGACCGGAUUCCCAACAGUGUGGCCAUCUGAGUAGUUGUCUGAGCCAGUUUCAGCACCCAGACUCCACAGGCAGCCCAAGGGGGCAAGUCUGGAGCAAAGGAAGUGAGGAUGGUGGCCAGAUCUCCUGCCACUUUGCUCCUGUGAGGCCCCUUCAGAAUUCCUGGGAAGUCCACCCUCAAUACCAGGUUAACUGGCUCCAAACUGAAAAGUUGCCCCAGGUUUGGCCAUACUAGAGCUAAACUUUGGUGUACUGUCUUGCUUAUUCUUUAAUCUGUAAUGAAUCCCAGUUUGGGGAAGGGUUUUUGUUCUUGUUUUUGUUUUUGCCACUAGGCCCACAAAAUUCCUCCUCUCCUGGUGGACUAUUUUAUUCCUCUUUAUUUUUAGUCAGAGAGUGAGAGACAGCAAGAGAAGAGACAUCACAGGACCACCACACCAUCCAUGAAGAUUUCCCAUGCAGGUUUUCCAUGGAUCCUGGAACCUGGGUCCUUGAACAUGGUGAAGCAUGUGCUCUAUUGGGUGAGCCAUCUCCUGCUCCCCCCCAAUCCAGUGUUUUUAUCAAAGUAUAAAAAGACCGCAGGGUCCCCUGAGACACAGUAAAGUGUUGUGGAGCUUCUUGUACUCAAUCUUGUACUUAGCCGACUCUUUCAUACCAGUAAGUGACCAUGAGUCAGAACUGGUAGGUUUUGUUCUUGUUGGAGAAAAAGAGUGAUUUUCUAUUUAUGCCUGGUCUACCUUCUUGCAUUAUGGUAAGCUCUUGGUUUUUGUGGCUCUUGUAGCUGAUAAAUUCUUGUUGAAUAAAUUUAACAAAAAGGUUUUUAUAAAAAUAAAGCUCAUUUAAUAUAA